Messenger RNA from Entrophospora candida, 557 nucleotides. The record is from the annotation of a GenBank genome assembly. Lineage: Eukaryota; Fungi; Glomeromycota; Glomeromycetes; Entrophosporales; Entrophosporaceae.
UUAAUAGCAGUAAUGAUAUUAUUUUAGCAGAUUUUGGCUCAAGUGCUUUUAUAGGAGGGAUAGAUUUUUAUGGAGGUGCACCAUUGGUUUUAGUUUCUGAAUGUGUGCUAAACAGUUAUGGAAAACCCAUAGAUGCUCAUCCAAAGGAUGACCUUCAUACAUUAAUUCAGUCUCUUUAUUUACUUGUAAAUCAGUCAAAUUUAAAUGAAACUUUUUUAAACAUUGAUGACACAAAUUCAGUUUGUAAAUAUUGGGAAAAUAUAUUUAAAAGUGAGCCAUGGAAGACCAUGCAUAGACAUUGCAAUGAAUUAGCAUAUUAUGAACUUAAAUGUAUCAUUGAAAAUUUAGUUGAAAAUCAAAUUUAUGGAAAAAAAGGGGGCGGAAAACAAAUUGAUAUGUUAGAAGAAUUGGAAGAGUGUGUAAAACUUGGUGAACUUACAUCCGAAGAGUUGCCAACAAUCAAAACAAUUGAAGGAUGGAUAAGUCGUUUUGCUGCUUCUCAUAAAAAAUCAAUGGCACAGAAAAUUUUAGAAGAAAACCAAAAUAAAAAUCAAUGA